AUGCUGCUUGAUGAGGAUCCUGCCACGUUGAUCCACCAUACUAUUGGCAACUUCAACAUUCAGCCAGACCGACAGGCAGUCUCGCGCAUCAAUGACUCGCUCGCCACACUCCAGCAAUCGCGAGAUCUACGGAUUCGAGAAGCCGAGGCGUCUCUGCGAAAGCUCGCCAGGCACCUGCAUUCCCUGAGCACCCAACACGAGGAAGCCACCGCAGUCCACGAUUCAAGCAAACAUGCCGCUGAAAUCGUAGAGUUGGAUACGAAAAAAUUUCGCAUUGCCAAAGCUGCAACCGAGCUAGAGAUUGAGAGCGAGCGGUUGGAGAGUGAACUUGAAGUGCUCAAGGAGAGGCUGGCCGAUCUCGAGUCACAAGGCCUUGAGGGUGACGAGACAACCCGCCGCGAGCGGGAGGCAGACGAUGCGACGAUAUUACGACUGAAGAUUUUCCGAUCGCUCGGAAUUGAUAUCGAGCCAGACGAAGCGGGCAAUUUCAGCCGCGCCGUGAUUCGGAACAGCCGUAAGGGCGACGUGCACGUGGUGAACAUUGAUCCCAAAUUCUCACGUUUCUUUUACUCGAAUUACUUUUGGUCAACAAUGCAAGGAUGA
Penicillium diatomitis is the source of this 603-nucleotide messenger RNA. RefSeq names its product kinetochore Spc24 family protein. The record is from RefSeq and is a predicted model, not a curated record. The transcript is spliced from 3 exons. NCBI's taxonomy places the organism in Eukaryota, Fungi, Ascomycota, Eurotiomycetes, Eurotiales, Aspergillaceae. The coding region runs from base 1 to 603 and encodes 200 amino acids.